UUUUGCAAUGUGACCGUGGAGUGGCCUGACAGGGGUGUGAGAUCUGUUGAAUUGCGAAACCGAAACCAAUAUUUUCUCAUCUGUCUUCCCUCAAAAUAUCCGGGAUGUAAAAUUAAUUCACUUCUAAAUAUACAUUGAAGCUUAGAAUACCAGUCCAACUAUUCUAAUUAAUAAUUCACCGCAACGUACAAACUAACAAAGCUAGCCAGCGAGCUAGCUAGCAAAAGAGACAGUCAGCACCAGAAAGGCGGGUUUGUCUCCCAUUAGCAGGUACCAAUGCGGCUAAAAGACCCAUUUUCUCUAAAAACCGCCGACAUGACGAAGCGGACAAGCAGGCCGAAAAAACCUCGUGGAGAGGAAUCUUCUGACGAAGUCAGUGGGUUGACGUGCCAACACGUGAGCAAGGCAGUGGACCUGAGCUCAGUGAAGAAGGCGGUCAUGCAGGGCCUGUGGUCCGUCUGUGCCGAGUGCCUGCGGGAGAGGACUGUGCACGAUGGCGAUUCCACGGGUGCUUUCGACAUCCUCCUGUGUCUCAAGUGUGGCUUCCAGGGUUGUAACCAAUCAGAGGGUCAGCAUGCCACCAAACACCAGCAGGCUUUGCACCCAGAGUCCCACUGCAUCACCGUGAGCCUCAGCACGUGGAGGGCCUGGUGUUUUGAAUGCAAUGAAGAAUUGUCCACUCACUGCAAUAAGAAGGUUCUGGCUCAGACUCUGGACUUCCUACAGAAGCACUCAACGAAGACAACCUCAGGAGCCACCUCCAAAAUAAUCCGUCUUCGAGAGGAGCCCACGGAAUGCACAGACACCCUGAAGGGAAGGAGUCCGGUCAACAGUACUCUUGUCCCAGUCAAAGGCAUCAACAACCUGGGGAACACCUGCUUCUUCAACGCAGUCAUGCAGAACCUGUCACAGACGCACAUGCUGAACGACCUCAUUCUGGAGAUGAAGGAGAAGGGACAUCGACUGAAGAUCUGCCCCUCACCUGAAGCUACCCUGGGAAUGCUGACGGUCAUACUUCCCAACCCAGAGCCUCUCACCUCAGCCAUGUUCCUGUUCCUGCACAGCAUGAAGGAUGCUGGGAAGGGCCCUGUUUCUCCCAAAGUGCUUUUCAGCCAGCUCUGUCAGAAGGCCCCCAGGUUUAAGGGCUACCAGCAGCAGGACAGCCAGGAGCUGCUGCACUAUCUUCUGGACUCCAUGAGGGUGGAGGAGACCAAGCGUAUAAAAGCAGGAAUCCUGAAAGCAUUCAACAAUCCCACUGAAAAGACGGCUGAUGAGGAGACCAAGCGCCAAGUGAAAGCGUACGGGAAGGAGGGAGUGAAGAUGAACUUUGUGGACCAGAUCUUUGUGGGAGAGUUCACCAACACUAUCAUGUGUGAGGAAUGUGAGCAUAUCUCAACAGUGAAGGAAGCAUUCAUUGACAUCUCUCUACCCAUCAUUGAGGAGCGGAUUUCCAAACCUACGAAUCCAGGAAGAACCAGCAAAAGCAAUCGAGAACCGGACACACCGAUCCCCCACGGCAACGACAUGCAUGCUGCACAGCUGUCGCAUGGCAACAAGAAUAGCAGGAAGCUGGGAGUGCAGGGUGGGGUGAAGCCGCAGGCCAGGAGGUUCUCAGGAGGCUCGGAGGACAGAGGAGGCGACUGCGUCUCCGCACGGGUGGAGGAGGAGUGCAGCGGGGCCGGCCGCGCCCUGGGGGGGUGCAGGGACACCGCGCCGGGCAGCCAAUCGGAGGGCAGCGAGAAAGACUCGGGUCCGCUGGACAGCAGCAACGACGCGGACAGCGAGGCGUCGGAGAGCGAGUGCGUGCCGCGCCCGGCCCCCGCCCCCGCUCCCUCCGGCAGGCCCCACCAGGGCGGCGCUGUGGAGCAGCUGGUCAGCGCCGUGUCCAAGCUCAGCCUGGUCCACGCUCCCGCGGAGACCCCGCCGGCCCCCGGCCGCGCGGAGGAGCAGGCAGACGCACCGCGUGACCGCCACCACCAGGGGGCCUUCCAGGCCCUCUCCCACAGCUACACGCCCAGCUCCAAAGAGUGCUCGGUGCAGUCCUGCCUGCACCAGUUCACCUCCGUGGAGCUCCUGAUGGGCAACAACAAGCUGCUGUGCGAGAGCUGCACGGAGAGGAGGCAGAGAGCGCGCAGGAGCGGCGCGGCCGACAAGAAAACUGAGAAGGUGUACACCAGUGCGAGGAAGCAGAUGCUGAUCUCCACACUGCCCCCAGUGGUGACUCUGCAUCUCAAACGCUUCCACCAGGCUGGCAUGAAUCUGCGAAAGGUGAAUCGGCAUGUAGACUUUCCCCUCGUCCUGGACCUCUCCCCGUUCUGCUCGGCCACUUGCAAGAACAUGGUGUCGGGAGAGCGCGUGCCGUACAGCCUCUUCGGCAUCGUGGAGCACAGCGGGUCCAUGCGGGGGGGACACUACGCCGCCUACGUCAAGAUCCGACCGCCGCAGCGCAGAGGGGAGUCACGCAGACACCUGUCCGGUCCGCGGGAGGGCAUCACAGCACCACCGGGUCAGUGGGUGUACGUGAGUGACACCAACGUUCAAAUGGUACCAGAGUCCAGGGUCCUCAACUCUCAGGCCUACCUGCUCUUCUACGAGGAGCUGCAGUAACUUCUUCUGCUUAAAAGGUGGGGGGUGCACAUCAAAGCAUGAUGCAAUGCAUGCUGGGAUCUCCAGUCCCCCCCCUCCCCUUCCGUGGAGCAAUAUUAGGUGCAUGUAUGUGCAUUUCUCUCAUUCAUUAAGGCCCAUGAGGGUUGCUUCUCAUCACCGAAAGCAGCAUUCGGCAUAUGGAACGGAACAAAACCAGAAGAAUUAUAGCAGAGGAAACUUUUGUAAAGUUUAUUUAUAUUUUACAGUCUGAAGUGCUAAAUAUGAACAUUAUAAUAUUUUUUGUAGAAA
This is a messenger RNA of Conger conger (European conger), 2895 nucleotides long. RefSeq names its product ubiquitin specific peptidase 45 (gene usp45). The record is from RefSeq and is a predicted model, not a curated record. Gene Ontology annotation, biological process: protein deubiquitination. NCBI's taxonomy places the organism in Eukaryota, Metazoa, Chordata, Actinopteri, Anguilliformes, Congridae. Bases 277 to 2607 code for a protein of 776 amino acids. The transcript has 18 exons. Gene Ontology annotation, molecular function: zinc ion binding; cysteine-type deubiquitinase activity.